This is a messenger RNA of Hydra vulgaris (swiftwater hydra), 864 nucleotides long. The record is from RefSeq and is a predicted model, not a curated record. NCBI's taxonomy places the organism in Eukaryota, Metazoa, Cnidaria, Hydrozoa, Anthoathecata, Hydridae.
AUGACUGAAGAAGAUGAAGAUUACGAAGAUGAAGAAGAAGUUACUACAGAAACUACAGUUACUACUGAAGUUACUGAAAUUACAGAAACUACUGAAUAUGAUGAUGAAGAUAGUAAUAAAGCUGAUUUUGCUGCAAGUAUAGGCAGAAAUGAUCUUAUUAAAUUAUUAAAUCAAUUAGGUGUAAAGAGUACAGAAGAUGUACAAAAAUAUUUACAUUCAUUAGGUUAUAAAGGUAUAAAAGAUGCAAUAGAUAAUGCUGUAAAAAAUAGUCACCUUGAAGUAGUAAAAUAUUUAAUUGAAUUAGGAUAUGGAUGUUAUGAUUGGAUAAUUCAUGUUGCUGUAGAAAAUGGUCAUCUUGAAGUAGUAAAAUAUUUACAUUCUAUUGGAUAUAGAGUAGAAGAAUGGGAAAUUACUCGGUAUAGAGGUGCAGAAUAUGCAAUUUAUCUUGUUGUACACAAAGGUCACCUUGAAGUUGUAAAGUAUUUAAUUGAAAAAGGAGGACCUGACGAUUUAAUUGAUUCAGCUGCAAAAAAUGGUCACCUCGAAGUAUUAAAAUAUUUACAUUCAUUAGGAUAUAGAGGAACAGUAUGGACAAUUGAAGGUGUUGCAAAAGAAGGUCAUCUUAAAGUACUUGAAUAUUUACAUUCAGUAGGAUAUAGAGGAACAGAUUGUGCAAUUGAUUUAGCUGCAGAAUAUGAUCACCUUGAAGCAAUUAAAUAUUUACAUUCAGUAGGAUAUAGAGGGACAAAAUGGGCAAUUAAAAAUGCUACAAAAAAUGACUUUGAAAUGUCAUUUAGUGCAAGCGCUCAAUUUGCAAAUGCUACAUCCGAAAGCGCUAAAUUUGUAUGUAACAAAAAAGCUUAA